Penicillium subrubescens is the source of this 2226-nucleotide messenger RNA. RefSeq lists its product as uncharacterized. The record is from RefSeq and is a predicted model, not a curated record. Lineage: Eukaryota; Fungi; Ascomycota; Eurotiomycetes; Eurotiales; Aspergillaceae. Gene Ontology annotation, biological process: protein dephosphorylation. Gene Ontology annotation, molecular function: protein tyrosine phosphatase activity. The transcript is spliced from 3 exons. The coding region runs from base 1 to 2226 and encodes 741 amino acids.
AUGACCGGUCCAGGGCGAUCGCCCUCCUCACCGUGGGUGCAGAGUGCACAAGGAAGAGCCAACCAACCUUUUCAUCCUGGUUUGUCACCUACACAGACGAGCAUGCACACGAGUUCAGAGCGACCCAGCCCCAACUACUUUGGUAUCACGGUGGACCACUCCAGCAAUCCUCCCACCUCAAAUGCUGGACCACACUUGCAAAGGAACUGGGCAUCAUUUCAAUCCUCCUUACCAAGUCCCAAACUUCAACUCUACGUCCAGGAGCCGGUAUCAGAGAAUCUGUCAACCCUCCUGAGAUCCGAGUCGGAGGUUGACAAAGGGCGACGCGAGUCGGCUCUGCAAAGUUUCUCUACAAACGGAGAUUCACCGGCUAACCGAACAUGGUUGAGGACCUCCCAUCCCCCGACGACGGGUGGGCUAGCAAACAACCGGGUACAGGGAUCCCCGAGUGGUUAUUGCAUCAAGCCUGGACAGAAUCCAGGGGCUGCGUCAUCAGAUGACGGAUCAUCCAUACCAUCUCGAUGGAUCACAGCUGAGCGUUGUGCUGAGCUCAUCAAGUCCAAGUCACAGAAGGUUUUGCUUCUGGACGUUCGCCCAUAUGCCCAUUUCUCCCAGUCCAACAUCACUGGCUCUUUGAAUUUAUGCAUCCCUACUACCCUUCUCAAACGUCGCUCGUUCGACACACAGAAACUCGAGAAAACCUUCACCUCUGACGAUGAUAAAGGAAACUUUGCUCGAUGGCGAGAGUGUACUACGAUUAUUGUCUAUGACUCUGCUACAUCAGAUGUCAAGGAUGCCGUUCCCUUGGGGCAUGUCAUCACCAAGUUUCAGGCAGAAAACUGGGAAGGGGAGGGUUUGAUCUUGCAGGGAGGGUUCAAGGCUUUUUCCAGCCAAUACCCGCAACUCGUUCGCCGACCACAGGCACAGACGGCAGGACCAUCGCCGAAGAAGAAACGCUCCCCAAUGAGCAUCGAUCUAAACUCUAUUGCUCCCGUUGUCGGGGGUUGCGCACUGCCCGCAUCCUCAUCCGCCGCUAAUCCUUUCUUUGGCAACAUUCGACAGAAUAUGGAUCUCAUGGGAGGAGUCGGCCAAAUACCAUUGAAGCUACCAGAUGGUUUAACAGAAACACAACGACAGGAACUUCCUCCAUGGUUACGAGAAGCCUCGGAUGUCAAGGAUCAGGGACACCGUCUCUCCGAGAAGUUCUUGGACCUGGAGAAGAGGGAAUUGGAACGAAUGAAGCAGGCGUUGACGUACGAAGGAAGCUCGGCGUCUACUGGUGGGGCUACCAAGAAAUAUCGCGUCGCCGGAAUUGAGAAAGGCACGAAGAACCGCUACAACGACAUUUAUCCAUUUGACCAUUCUCGCGUCCGGCUUGAAGGGAUUCCGUCUGGGGGCUGUGACUAUGUGAAUGCCAAUCAUAUCCAGGCUGAGUUCAGUAACCGGCGUUACAUCGCCACACAGGCUCCAGUACCUGAUACCUUCAAUGACUUUUGGCGCGUAGUAUGGGAACAAGACGUUCGACUGCUCGUUUCUUUGACCGCCGAGGUUGAGCGAGGCCAGACCAAGUGCCAUCCCUACUGGAAGUCGGGAGAUUAUGGCCCUUUCAAGGUCAAGGCUUACUCAGAGAGAUUCAUCAACGUGGAUACCAAGGACCGAUCCAUUGACCCGACGGCAAAAUCUCCUCUCGGGUCUAGCCAGCAAGCACAAAGGACGGAUGAGUCGAAUGAAAACCCGGUCAUCAUCGUACGACACUUCAGUCUCUAUCAUACCGCAUUCCCAUUCCAACCUCUUCGGGAUAUCACUCAGCUUCAAUACCCCUACUGGCCCGACUUUGGAACGACCUCCCAACCAGCCCACCUCCUGAACCUGAUUGAGCAAUGUAACAAGGUGAUCCGGUCCACGAGCACCUCCAAAUUCGGAAACCAAGAUGCCGAGCCAAAAGGCCAGCGACCGGUCCUGGUCCACUGCAGCGCAGGCUGUGGGCGCACAGGAACCUUCUGCACCGUCGACAGCGUGCUCGAUAUGCUCAAGCGACAACGCAUGAGCAGCGAGGACUCCAACUUUGAUGCUCUCCAAAACCCGAGUCUCGACCUGAUCGUCAAGACUGUGGAAGACUUCCGGACUCAACGACCCAGCAUGGUUCAGAAUCUGAGUCAGUUCGUGCUCUGUUAUGAGAGCGUGCUCGAGUGGCUCGUCUCCCGGAUGGAUGACGAGGAUGAUUAA